AUACCCGCCCCCCGGCCCCCGGCCGGGCAGGGCAGACACGUACUCCACAUCCCUAAUAAUAUAAUAAGCAAAUUAGGCAAGAAGAAAUGGCGGCCAGCAGCAGCUCCAACACCCCCCUGCGCCGGCGCCGCACCCGCACGCCGUCCCUGCCAUGGACGGUGCGCAUCCAGGCAGCCGCCCUCGAGGUGGCACACCGCCUGGACGGUAGUAUCCGGCGCCCCCUGUUCUGGCUCGGCGACCUCAAGGUCAAGGUGGGCGCCAGCCACGCCCAGCCCCGGUCGGAUGUACUACUCGUCCGAUCCGCUGACAUCACCAUUGACGCCUCCCGCGGCCUUUGGGCGCGCGUGUUCUGCCCCUCGGCGGCGGUGAUCGCUGACGCUGACGAUGACGCCGCCCCGCUCCCCAUCUUUGUCUACUUCCACGGCGUGCUCUUCUCCGCGUCGUCCCGCCCCUACGACGCCUUCUGCCGCCGUCUCUGUCGUGAGCUCCGGGCCGUCGUCGUGUCCGUCAACUACCGCCUCGCCCCCGAGCAUCGUUUCCCGGCAGCCUACGACGAUGGCGUCGCCGCACUCCGCUACCUCGACGAGACCACCCCGAUCCCACUGCCGCUGCCGCCCGACCUCCUCCACGGCGCCGUCGACCUCUCUAGCUGCUUCCUCGUUGGCGACAGCUCGGGGGCCAACAUGGUUCACCACGUCGCCCAGCGUUGGGCGUCGUCCAUGUCGUCGGCGACGACGGCGACGUCGACGUUACCACCACCACCUCCCCUGCGCCUCCGCCUGGCCGGCGCCGUCCUCAUACAGCCCUUCUUCGGCGGGGAGGAGCGCACCGAGGCCGAGCUGGCCUUCGACAAGGCCUGCCGCAUACUGUCGGUGGCUCGAGCGGAUCACUACUGGAGGGAGUUCUUGCCUGAGGGAGCCACUCGAGACCACCCGGCGGCGCGCGUCUGCGGGGAGGGCGUUGAGCUGGCGGACACGUUCCCGCCGGCGAUGGUGGUGAGCGGCGGCUUCGACCUGCUCAAGGACUGGCACGCCAGGUACGUGGAGACGUUGCGUGCCAAGGGCAAGCUGGUCAGGGUGGUCGAAUACCCGGACGCCGUCCAUGGCUUCUACGCGUUCCCGGAGCUCGCUGAUUCCGGCAAGCUCGUCGAGGACAUGAAGUUGUUCGUCCACGAUCAUAUGUCUGGUGGUUUUGACUAGACUAGCUACAUGCAUGUUACAUGUGCAUGGUCCCCGUACCGUACGUGUUUAUUUGGACGACUACAUGCAUGUAGAUAGAUAGAUUACGUGGAGUCCAGUGCACAGUUCAUGCACUACCAGUAACGUUCGCCAUUGUUGUUGUCACUUCCUCGUACUGUGCACGCACUGCUCGAAAUAAAACCACCCGUCGCUAUACAAAUUAAAUAAAAAAGUCAUCCUGUUAUAUUUUCA
This is a messenger RNA of Sorghum bicolor (sorghum), 1430 nucleotides long. Its product is annotated as probable carboxylesterase 18. NCBI's taxonomy places the organism in Eukaryota, Viridiplantae, Streptophyta, Magnoliopsida, Poales, Poaceae. The transcript has a single exon. Gene Ontology annotation, molecular function: hydrolase activity. The record is from RefSeq and is a predicted model, not a curated record. Bases 87 to 1199 code for a protein of 370 amino acids.